Molecule: messenger RNA, 2658 nt
Organism: Striga hermonthica
Lineage: Eukaryota; Viridiplantae; Streptophyta; Magnoliopsida; Lamiales; Orobanchaceae
Source: the annotation of a GenBank genome assembly
AUGGCGUCGGCGGCGACUCUGAAGAAGAAUUACCGGUGCUCUCAGUCCCUGCAACAAUUCUACUCUGGAGGUCCAUACGCUGUUUCCUCCGACGGCUCAUUCCUCGUCUGCUCAUGCGACGAGACCAUUAAAAUCGUCGACUCUUCCAACGCCGAAAUCAAAUCUACAAUCGAAGGAGAUUCCGAGCCUGUUACUGCCCUUAUCCUCAGCCCCGACGAUAAUUUGCUCUUCUCAUCCAGUCACAGCCGCCAAAUUAGAGUGUGGGAUUUGUCCUCCCUAAAAUGCAUCCGCUCAUGGAAGGGGCAUGAAGGGCCAGUCAUGGGAAUGGCUUGCCAUGCGUCAGGGGGGUUGUUGGCCACAGCAGGGGCUGACAAGAAGGUGCAAGUGUGGGAUGUUGAUGGAGGCUUUUGUACACAUUAUUUCAAGGGGCAUAAAGGGGUGGUUACUAGCAUCAUUUAUCACCCUGACCCGAAUCGAUUGCUUCUGUUUUCCGGUGGUGAUGAUGCUAUUGUUAAGGUGUGGGAUCUUACAAGCAAAAAGUGUGUUGCAACACUAGAAAAGCAUCAAUCGGCAGUCACUUCAUUAGCAGUAUUUGAAGAUGGAUGGACCUUGCUUAGUGCUGGAAGAGAUAAGGUUGUUAAUAUAUGGAACCUGCACGAUUACAGCUGCUCAACAACUGUACCCACAUAUGAGGCGCUGGAAGCUGUGUGCGUACUUUAUUCGGCAUCCCCAUUUUCAUCAUGCUUGUCAUCAUACGCCAAGGAAAAAGGGAAGAAGAUCAGCUCAUCUUCUAUUAAAUUUGUAACAGUUGGUGAACGUGGUAUUGUGCGGAUAUGGAAUUCGGAGGGGGCAGUGCUCCUUUUUGAGCAGAAAUAUUCAGAUUUGGCUGCUAGCUCAGAUAACGAAGAGGUUAAAAGAGGUUUCACGUCUGCACUGAUGCUUCCAUUAGGGCAAGGACUUUUGUGUGCUACAGCUGACCAGCAGUUUCUUGUUUACGAUCUUGAUAAAAAUGCUGAUGGAGGUCUGAACUUAGGACUGAGAAAAAGGUUGAUUGGAUAUAAUGAACAGAUUAUCGAUAUGAAAUUUUUGGGUGAAGAAGAAAAAUUUAUAGCAGUCGCCACAAGUGUUGAACAGGUACGGGUGUAUGAUCUGGCAUCAAUGUCAUGUUCGUACGUAUUGACUGGCCACACUGAUGUGGUUCUAUGCCUUGACACCUCUGUGCAAAGUCCUGGAAGAACUCUAAUUGUGACAGGAAGCAAGGACAAUACUGUUAGGUUGUGGGAAUCCCAAAACCAACGUUGCAUUGGAAUUGGCAUAGGUCACAUGAGUGGUAUUGGUGCUGUUGCUUUCUCGCGUAAAAGCAAGAACUUCUUUGUUAGCGGCAGCAGCGAUCGUACGCUGAAGGUGUGGAGCUUAGAUGGAAUUUCUGAUGAUGCUGAAGAAGUUUCCACUUUGAAAGCAAAAGCAGUUGUGGCUGCCCAUGACAAAGACAUUAACUCGUUAGCAGUUGCUCCCAACGAUAGCCUUGUUUGCAGUGGGUCCCAGGAUCGCACAGCAUGCAUAUGGAGGCUCCCAGAUCUUGUCUCUGUUGUUGUUCUUAAAGGACAUAAAAGGGGAAUUUGGUCUGUAGAGUUUUCCCCAGUGGAUCAGUGUGUUAUUACAGCUUCGGGUGAUAAAACAGUUAAAAUUUGGGCCAUCUCUGAUGGGUCCUGUUUAAGAACAUUUGAAGGGCACACAUCAAGCGUCAUUAGAGCUUCAUUUAUUACCCGGGGCACUCAAUUUGUUUCUUGCGGUGCUGAUGGCUUGGUAAAAUUGUGGACUGUAAAAACCAAUGAAUGCGUGGCCACUUAUGAUCAGCAUGAAGACAAGAUAUGGGCGUUGGCUAUUGGGAAGCAGACAGAAAUGCUUGUAACUGGUGGUGAUGACGCUGUUAUUAAUUUGUGGCACGACUCCACAGCUGCAGAUAGAGAGGAAGAAUUUCGUAAAGAAGGGGAAGCUGCUGAGAGAGGGCAAGAACUAGAAAAUGCCGUAAAAGCUGUGGACUACCCAAGGGCUAUUCAACUAGCAUUCGAACUUCGCAGGCCCCACAAACUGUUUGAUAUAUUUAGUGAACUCUGCAGAAAGACAGAUGCUGAUGUCCAGAUGGAAAAGGCUCUUUCUCCUGUUACCAAGGAGGAGCUUCAUGUGCUUUUGGAAUAUAUAAGAGAAUGGAAUUCAAAGCCCAAAUUUUGCCAUGUUGCUCAAUUUGUGCUGCAUCGUGUAUUUAGCAUCUUCCCACCUACUGAGAUUGUUGAGAUGAAGGGAAUUGGAGAACUGCUCGAAGGGCUCAUCCCAUAUUCAAAGAGACACUAUUCAAGAAUAGACAGAUUGGAAAGAAGCACAUUCCUUUUGGACUAUACCUUGACCGGAAUGUCUGUCAUCGAGCCUGAAACAAGCGAGACAAAAUCAAGAGAUGAUACUUUGGAGCAGCCCAAGGUAGAAGAAGAAGAAGAAGAAAACCGGCGUAUAAAAGUAGAUGAAAUGGAGGGUGAGGAUUUACCCAGUACAAAAGAUACGUCAAGGAAAAAGCGAAAAUCGCAUAAAUCACAAGACAGAAAACAGAAAAAAUCCAAGGUGGCUUAUGUGAGUGCUGCUGCAGCCAUAACAUCACAGGCCUAA